Theileria equi strain WA is the source of this 726-nucleotide messenger RNA. Its product is annotated as signal peptide containing protein. The transcript is spliced from 5 exons. Lineage: Eukaryota; Apicomplexa; Aconoidasida; Piroplasmida; Theileriidae. The record is from RefSeq and is a predicted model, not a curated record. Bases 1 to 726 code for a protein of 241 amino acids.
AUGGGAUGUGUAUUAUAUCUAUUUAUUUUCACAAGUUUGGUAGGAACAUUGGCCUCCACCUCUCCUUUAAAGGCAACUUCUAGAGAUGGACCAAUCGGCCUACCAAACAACGUCAUAUUACGUGCGUCCAAAACACACCGAAGAAGACACAACAAGGAGAUGAUUGAGAACACCAACAAUGAAUAUACACGCGAGUACACAAAGCAACUGGAGAACAUAGCCAGAAACUCAACCUCAAGUAUUAAGGAGAUGAGUCAGGCUAUAGCACAGGACCAAAGAAAUGGCAUUAUUACGAAUGGAGCAGCUUCUAACGUUUCACCAAACUUUGACUAUGUGCCAGAAUGGCUUCAACUUAUAUCCACCUCGUUACAGUCUCCUAAGGAAUUCAUUUUUGGGGCACUAACUUCUCUUACUAGCAUGGGUUUGAGUACCGUGCUGCAAAAUCAAGCUUUUAAAAAUGUAUCAUGUACACUAUUCUCUACCGAGACUGAAAAGGCGAUUUGCAUGACACAGAGUAUCGACAACAUCAACAACAUAGUUUCAAUUGGAACACGAAUUUUGAGUCUCAAUUUUCGUAUAUUAUCAGGUGGAAGAAUUGCCGAUGACGCCCUUGUAGCCUUGGAUACUUUGGCAACGGACCACAAAAAUGUUAAUAUAAUAAAGUCGUUAGGUUCUACCGUUGUUUUGUACAUUACCCUAAUGAGGGAAUCUGUUCCUGAUGAGUAA